Euleptes europaea (tarantolino) is the source of this 5215-nucleotide messenger RNA. RefSeq names its product TIAM Rac1 associated GEF 2 (gene TIAM2). NCBI's taxonomy places the organism in Eukaryota, Metazoa, Chordata, Lepidosauria, Squamata, Sphaerodactylidae. The transcript is spliced from 25 exons. Bases 3 to 5180 code for a protein of 1725 amino acids. The record is from RefSeq and is a predicted model, not a curated record. Gene Ontology annotation, biological process: small GTPase-mediated signal transduction; positive regulation of axonogenesis; activation of GTPase activity. Gene Ontology annotation, molecular function: guanyl-nucleotide exchange factor activity; protein binding. Gene Ontology annotation, cellular component: membrane; synapse.
AAAUGGGGAAUUCCGAAAGCCAGUACAGUCUUCAAGGAACAAAAAAUCAUGCUGCUGCAAAAUCAAGUGCCAAGCAGAAGCCUUGCUCUCUCAAAAUCCGCAGUAUCCAUGCUAAAGAUGAGAAGUCCAGUUCCUCCCAUGGGUGGGGUCAUAACAUCAAUGGUGCAAAUUACAAAUCCCGAUCACUAGCCAGAAACUGUCUUUCACAUUUCAAGAAUGCUCAGCCUUAUUCUUCUAGACUCGGAGACACAGAGGUGAAAGUUUCUAAGAACAGCCUGCACAACAAACAUCGAACCCAAACCUCAGGGAACUAUAGCCAAGGGAGUAAUAACGCUGCAUUUUUGCCGGAGAAUGGUUUUCACUAUAUUGACUUUGAAGCAAAAAGCAACCACGUUGCAUCCAGAGAAUGUAACGGGCACUUCUUAAAUUGCUAUGGGAAGAAUGAAAGCCUAGCAUCAACUCCGCCAUCAGAUGAUCGAAUGAGCCCGAAGGUCCUCAUUAAGACACUGGGGAAGCUGGAUGGGUGCUUGAGGGUGGAAUUUCAUAACAGUAGCAGCAAUAGCACUGUCUCCAGAGAGGAAUCUAAUGGACCAGUACAGCUGUUACGGUACUCACCAACUGAGUCUGAAAGGCAUAACCUGCUUGAAGUGAAGGAUAGUUCUAGUACAGAUUAUGCUGGAAGCCAUUGCCUGUCAGCCUCUGACUCAAGACUUAGAUCCAGUAAAGGGAGCUCUAUUAGCUCCGAGUCUUCAUGGUAUGAUGCUCCAUGGGGCAAUAAUGGAGAGAUGAAUGAACUGGAGGGGCCAUACAUAUCCAGGAGCACCCCGGAUACAAGUAUUCAAGUCAGUUUUCCCCAGAGUGACUGCAAGAAACUCUUAAACCAAAGUUCAUCUCUCUCUUCUCUCCGUGAUAUAUAUCAAGAUACAGGUCUUAGAAACUGUCAAAUAUCUGAAAUUGGGCUUUCUGCAGAUUACAUCAAUACUCAUGCCAGUUUAAGCAACCGUGUUUCAUUUGCCUCUGACAUAGAUGUUCCUUCCAAAGUAGACCACAGAGCACCUCCACAGUACUCUUCCUAUACUCUUCCAUGUAGGAAAUCUGUAGCUCUUAAUGAUGAUGCAACCAAGAAAGAAACGUUAAAAAGCCGAAUGCGUCGGAUCAGUGACUGGACAGGAAGCCUAUCAAGAAAGAAAAGAAAGCUUCAGGAGCCGAAAUGCAAAGAUUCAGGCGAGUACUUUGACGUUGGAAUUGAGAGUUUUCCUCCUGAGUCUCUUUCCCCUUCCCCAUUCUCGGCUUCUCUGUGGUCACCAAGCUCUGGCCAGAUUUUCCCCCAGAGAAGUGAAUCUGCCAGUGCGAUCAGCAGCGAUGUCCUGAGACAGAACAUUUAUGAGAACUUCAUGCGGGAGCUUGACCUGAGCAAGACCAACAUUGAGCACCCAGACACUUCGACAGAAACGGAGGAUUCGAGCAGCGAAUCGCUGAGCUCCCUGGAACAGUUGGAUCUGCUGUACGAGAAAGAGCAAGGAGUGGUCCGCAAAGCUGGAUGGCUGUUCUUCAAACCUCUUGUGACCUUACAGAAAGAAAAGAAGCUUGAGCUGGUCACCCGGAGAAAAUGGAAACAAUACUGGGUAACACUAAAAGGAUGCACCUUGCUGUUUUACGAGACUUACGGGAAGAAUUCCAUGGAGCAGAACAGCUCACCUCGAUAUGCUCUGUUUGCAGAAGACAGUAUAGUGCAGUCUUGCCCAGAACACCCCAAGAAGGAGAAUGUUUUCUGUCUAAGCAAUUCUUUUGGAGAUGUCUACCUGUUCCAGGCUACAAGCCAGACCGACCUCGAAAACUGGGUUACAGCAAUACACUCUGCUUCUGCUUCUCUCUUUGCUAAGAAACUUGGGAAAGAGGAUACAGUUAGACUUCUGAAAAAUCAGACCAAGAGCCUCAUCCAGAAGAUUGACAUGGAUAGUAAGAUGAAAAAGAUGGCGGAGCUACAACUCUCUAUUGUUAGUGAUCCAAAGAACAGGAAAGCCAUUGAGAACCAGAUCCAGCAAUGGGAGCAGAAUCUGGAGAAAUUUAAUAUGGAUCUCUUCCGGAUGCGCUGUUACGUAGCCAGCCUGCAAGGUGGAGAGUUACCCAAUCCAAAGAGCCUUCUGGCUGCUGCAGGUCGCCCUUCAAAAAUGGCCCUAGGAAGGCUUGGCAUCUUCUCAGUCUCCUCCUUUCAUGCAUUGGUCUGUUCCAGGGAUGAGGCUGCUCUUAGGAAGCGAACGCUGUCUCUGUCCCAGAGAGUGUGGAGUAAGAAGGGUUUGUUUUCCUCCCUGAAGGGUCUGGACACCCUGGCAAGAAAGGCAAAGGAGAAAAGGCCAUCGAUAACACAGAUUUUUGACUCAGCUGGUGGUCAUGACUUUACUGGAACUCAGCUACCUCAAAAUUCCAGUAAUUCUGCUGAGCAGAAAGUAGAUGAAUUUCUAAACGUGUACUACUCGAUGCCAGAGAAUACCGUAAAAGAAAAUACCUGGGACAUCCAAACAUGUGUUCAUUUUCCUGAUGGUCAAGGCCUAAUGUUAACUCUCAAGCCAGAAGACAGAGUAGAGGAUGUUUUGGCUUUGGCAUGCAAGAUUAAGCAGCUGGAACCAAGACAUUAUGGCUUACGACUUAGAAGGCUUAUUGGUGAAAAUGUUGAACACUAUACUCCUGAAGCGUAUGAAUACAUACAAGACCAGAUAUAUGACGAAAUAGAAAUCAUCCCUUUAAGUGUCUACCAUGUGCAUCUUACUAAAAAUGAAGGUGUAACUGAUUUUGGAUUUGCAGUCACUGCACAAGUUGAUGAACACCAACAUCUAACCCAGAUAUUUGUAAGCGAUGUUCUUCCUGAUGGGAUGGCUUACAAAGAAGGGUUACGUGUGGGCAAUGAAAUCUUGAUUAUAAAUGGAGAAUCUGUAACUGACCUUGACCUUAGACAGAUGGAGUUAUUCUUCUCUGAGAAAAGUGUAACGCUCACUUUGAGUACAAGUCACAACAGCAAUAAAAGUGCAUCAUGUACCUCGUGGACGGAUGGUGAUAUUUCCAAGGAAGCAAGAAACUUGUUGCCCCCUCCAAACCAGUCACAACUCCUGGAGGAAUUUUUGGAUAACUUCAAAAAGAAUACCACAAAUGAUUUCAGCAAUGUACCUGAUGUUGCCACAAAUCUGAAACAGAGCAGUACGGAUAGCAUUCUGGAUCAGGUUCCACAAAAGGAGAGAAUGGAGUUACCUUUCAGGAGCACCGAACAGAUUUCAGCAUUGUGCCCAAAUUUCCAUGAAGCCCAGGUAAACAGUAUGGAAGGAAUAAAGGAAGGGCCUCCUUUAAAACCAUUGGCACGACAACUUACAGAUGCGGACAGACUUAGGAAGGUGAUCCAAGAACUUAUGGACACUGAGAAAUCAUAUGUAAAGGAUCUGAGUUGCCUCUUUGAAUUAUACUUGGAGCCUCUUCAGAGUGAAACCUUUCUCACACAGGAUGAGAUGGAGUCUUUGUUUGGCAGCCUGCCCGAGAUGUUGGAUUUUCAGAAGGUGUUUUUAGAGACCCUUGAAGAUGGAAUUUCUUCCUGCCUGGAUUUUAAUAACCUUGAAACCCCUUCUCAGUUCCGGAAGCUGCUAUUCUCCCUGGGAGGUUCUUUCCUGUAUUAUGCUGAUCACUUCAAACUGUACAGUGGAUUCUGUGCAAACCACAUAAAAGUCCAGAAAGUUCUUGAAAGAGCUAAAACAGAUAAAGCCUUUAAGGCGUUUUUGGAUGCUCGCAAUCCUGCAAAGCAGCAUUCUUCCACACUGGAGUCCUUCCUCAUCAAGCCAGUUCAGAGAGUGCUGAAGUACCCACUGCUCCUGAAAGAGCUGGUGUCUCUGACGGACACUGAGAGCGAGGAACAUUACCACCUCACAGAGGCACUGAAAGCAAUGGAAAAAGUGGCCAGCCACAUCAAUGAAAUGCAGAAAAUUUAUGAAGAUUAUGGUGCAGUGUUUGACCAACUGGUGGCAGAUCAGAAUGGAAUUGAGAAGGAGGUUACAGAGCUCUCAAUGGGAGAACUUCUUAUGCACUCUACUGUUUCGUGGCUGAAUCCAUUCCCAUCCCUAGGAAAAAUGAGAAAGGAUUUGGAACUCACAGUGUUUGUGUUCAAAAGAGCUGUCAUACUAGUAUAUAAAGAGAACUGCAAACUGAAAAAGAAGUUGCCAACUAAUGUCCGUACUACACAUAAUCAUGGUGACUUGGAUUCAUUCAAAUUUCGCUGGCUGAUUCCUUUAUCUGCUCUUCAAGUCAGACUGGGGAAUACAGCAGGAACAGAAAACAACUGCAUCUGGGAAAUGAUUCAUACUAAAUCAGAAUUAGAAGGAAGACCUGAAACAACCUUUCAGCUGUGUAGCAGCGACUGUGAAAGCAAGACCAAUAUAGUCAAAGUGAUUCGUUCAAUACUAAGAGAGAAUUUCAGGCGCCAAAUAAAAUGUGACUUGCCUUUGGAGAAAACGUGUAAGGGUCGGCUGCUUCUGCAUAAGAAUCGAAUUCCUGUUUCAGCAAAACUGGCUUCCUCAAGAUCCUUGAAGCUUCUGAAGAACUCUCCCAGUAAUGAAUGGAGUGCUGAGGCUGGCAAAGGCAAUUCACUGGAUUCCGAUGAAUGCAGCCUCAGCAGCAGUACUCAGAGUAGCAGCUGCCACACUACAGACAGCAUCCUGGAGUCAAAAAAUUCAUCUCCUGUGAAACACCUGCAGAACUGUGCAUCUGAUUUUUCAAACAGCCCUGUCAAGGAGUCUGACAUUCUAAGUGACGAUGAAGAUGACUACCAGCAUGUUCUGAAGAAAAGCAGCCCCACAAAGGACAUAGAAAUCCAAUUCAAGCGCCUGAAAAUUUCUGCAAAUGCCAGUGAACUCACUGGGGAAAUGCAUCCUCUUGAGAGAGAUGAUGGGCAUGGGGCAGGAGAACAUCCUAAGCUAGUGCGUGCCCACUUUUGUCCCAUUAAACGGAAGGUGAACAGUACUAGACGUGACAGAGGAACUUUGCUGACCAUGCAAGAGCAUCAUCAGUCACUUGACAGUCAUCCUGAUACUUCAAGUUUUGAUCUUAAUUCAGUUUUAGAAAGGGAAUUUAGUGUACAAAGCUUAACUUCAGUAGUUAAUGAAGACUGCUUUUAUGAAACUGUGGACAGGCAGGGAAAGUCCUAAUUUACCGAGGCAGAUUUUUCCUCCCACAAGAUUUC